Molecule: messenger RNA, 3302 nt
Organism: Vigna umbellata (rice bean)
Lineage: Eukaryota; Viridiplantae; Streptophyta; Magnoliopsida; Fabales; Fabaceae
Product: phosphatidylinositol 4-phosphate 5-kinase 1-like
Biological process (GO): phosphatidylinositol phosphate biosynthetic process
Cellular component (GO): plasma membrane
Molecular function (GO): 1-phosphatidylinositol-4-phosphate 5-kinase activity; ATP binding
Source: RefSeq, a predicted model, not a curated record
ACUCCCUCACUUCCCAUUUCUCUUCUGUUCUCUCUUUGCUUCUGUGUUCUCUAUCAUUCCCACUCUUUUUUCCCAAACAGCACAAAAAGAGAAAACAAAAGCGAAAUAAGAGAGAGAGAGAGAAAGAUUGGAUUCUUGAGAGAGAGACUCACCGCCGGCGACACUUCUCACUGAAGUAAUAAUGCACAGGCAACUCUCCUUCUCAGCACGCGCCACCGCAGAAAUGCACUGAUUCAGGAGCUGUUGCAGUGAACGAGAAAGCCACACAGUCGCGUCACCGCAGAGUUAGAAGAGAAUGCGCGAAGCCCUCGCGUGUGACGUCGCCGGUGCGGUGUCGUCUCCGGCACCACCGGUGGUUGUGACGGGACGGAGCCGUUCGCAGGGAUUUCCGCGGCGAGUGACGCCCGCGACGCUGCCUCUGGCGCCGUUGUCUGGAUCGGCUGUUGAGCGUGUUCUUCCUAACGGCGACUUCUACGCCGGGAGCUUCUCCGGCAACGUGCCUCACGGAUCGGGUAAGUACCUGUGGACGGACGGGUGCAUGUACGAGGGUGAGUGGAAGCGGGGAAAGGCCUCCGGCAAGGGGAAAUUCUCGUGGCCCUCGGGCGCGACCUAUGAGGGCCAGUUCAAAUCGGGUCGAAUGGAAGGGUUUGGAACCUUCGUCGGAUCCGACGGCGACACUUACCGCGGGUCGUGGAUCUCCGACCGGAAACACGGGUUUGGGCAGAAGCGCUACGCUAACGGGGACUUAUACGAAGGGUGUUGGAAGCGCAACGUGCAGGACGGUCACGGACGUUACGUCUGGAAGAACGGGAACGAGUACGUCGGGGAAUGGAAGAACGGCGUGAUUAACGGCAAGGGUGCUCUGGUGUGGGCCAACGGGAACCGUUACGAGGGGCAGUGGGAGAACGGGGUCCCCAAGGGUCACGGCGUUAUGAAGAUUCAGCAUCGUUUGCUCUGGGGCGAGAAUUUCAGCGUGAAGCGUUUCUCUGUUGACGGAAGAGGGAGCGUAAAUAAUGACAAGAGUUUCCCCAGGAUUUGCAUCUGGGAGUCGGAGGGUGAAGCGGGAGACAUCACGUGCGAUAUUAUCGAUAAUGUGGAAGCGUCCAUGUUUUACCGCGACGGAACGACGUCGGAUUCUGAAGAUUUGAGAAAGAACCCUUGUUGUUUCGCCAGCGAAGUGAAGAGACCCGGGGAAACAAUUUCGAAAGGUCAUAAGAAUUAUGACUUGAUGCUUAAUCUGCAAUUGGGGAUAAGGUACUCUGUUGGGAAGGAGGGUUCCACUUUGCGGGAGCUUAAGCAGAGUGAUUUUGAUCCGAAGGAGAAGUUCUGGACUAGGUUUCCCUCCGAGGGGUCCAAGAUUACGCCGCCGCAUCAGUCCGCCGAGUUUCGAUGGAAGGAUUACUGUCCGGUGGUUUUUGGGCAUUUGAGACAGCUGUUUCAGGUCGAUCCUGCUGAUUACAUGUUGGCUAUAUGUGGGGAUGAUGCUCUUCGGGAGCUUUCUUCUCCUGGGAAAAGUGGAAGCAUCUUCUACUUGACCCAGGAUGAUAGAUUCAUGAUAAAGACGGUGAAGAAAUCUGAAGUCAAGGUGCUUCUUCGGAUGCUUCGAAGUUAUUAUCAACAUGUUUCUCGAUAUGAGAAUUCACUUGUGACAAAAUUCUAUGGGGUGCACUGUGUUAAGCCAAUUGGAGGCCAGAAGAUCCGGUUCAUUGUGAUGGGCAAUCUUUUUUGUUCCGAAUAUCCAAUUCAUAGACGAUUUGACUUGAAAGGAUCUUCACAUGGGCGCACCACAGAUAAACCCGAGGAGGACAUUGAUGAAACGACCACCCUCAAAGACCUUGAUCUCAACUUUGCGUUUCGUGUACAAAGAAAUUGGUUUCAGGAACUCAUCAAACAAAUUGAGCUGGACUGUGAGUUCUUGGAAGCCGAGAAAAUUAUGGAUUACAGUCUUCUAGUUGGCAUUCAUUUUCGUGAUGAUAAUACGUGUGACAAAAUGGGGCUUUCACCUUUUCUCCUGCGCACUGGCAAUAGGGAUACUUAUCAGAAUGAAAAGUUCAUGCGUGGUUAUCGCUUUCUUGAAGCAGAGCUACAAGAUAGAGAUAGAGUUAAAUCUGGAAGGAAAUCAUUGAUUAGGCUAGGAGCCAAUAUGCCUGCAAGAGCUGAGCGAGUGGCACGGAGGAGUGACUUCGAUCAAUACACCACUGUUGGAAUCAGCCAUUUGACCCCUUAUCGGAGCGGGGAGACUUACGAUGUGAUUCUAUAUUUUGGGAUUAUUGACAUUUUGCAAGAUUAUGAUAUCAGCAAGAAGCUUGAGCAUGCUUACAAGUCAUUGCAAGUUGACCCUUCUUCAAUUUCUGCUGUUGAUCCAAAGCUGUACUCCAAGAGGUUUCGUGAUUUUGUAGGUAGAAUUUUCAUCGAAGAGAGGUAGCAGAUUGAUGGACAUGGAAUGAGACACAAAUAUUUCUUCCUUAAGGUGAAGAAGAUUUCUGGUUGUUAUGGUUCAUAGCAAUCAGGAAAAAAUGCUUCAGAUUUGAAACCCAUUGCAAUGAUCUUGGAGUUGACUGGUUAAAAUGCCACUCUACGGUCAAGUGGCCUACAGAAGGUCGCGGUAGUUGGGGUUGUUUGUGGCUUAGUUUUAAAAAUAGAGCCAUGGUGAUGGUACGGUGAAGGACGGGAAAACUUGUACAUGAAGAAGGGGAUGAAUUAUCAUUUUGUUUAUUGCUUUGGUUCAAGAAAUGGGGUUGGGCUUGUUGAAUUUUUUGUGGUUACUGCAUAGAAUAUGAAUAUAUAUGAUGGAGAGAUAAGAAAGAGGGAAGGGCGUGGAGUGUUUCCCUGAUGUUCGAUUCAAAAUGCGUGGAUAAGUAGGAAAUAAGGAAAAUGUACAGUGUUUAUACAAAGGAUGGAUAGUUGAAGGAAAUUAUUAAUUUAAUUUUGUAUUUUGAUCAUUGUUCUUGAAUUAUUGAUCGACACUUGAAAGCGUGUAAUGUUGUGAGAGUGAGAUGUAGUGUCGUUGGGUUAUCUUCCACACAGCAAAGUCUCUUAUCUGAUGAAAGGAACAUAAAUAAGUGGGGCUUCAUUGCGGGGUUGAAGAAAAAUGAAAACUGGGGUCGUUGGGUUAGCUUUUGCAGUGAAAGCGAGGGCGUUUGGCUUCAAAGUGUGUUGAGGGCAUCAAAAGCAGAGAAAGGAAGAGAGAGAGAGAGGGCUGAGAGAUGCGCUGGUUUCUCUCAUGCUUUUCACUGUUUAUGUGCCUCUCUCAUUCUAGUUAUUUUUAUAUCUUAAUCUAGUAAAAAAUUGACCAAAGUUUU